Solanum verrucosum is the source of this 974-nucleotide messenger RNA. RefSeq names its product vesicle-associated membrane protein 727. NCBI's taxonomy places the organism in Eukaryota, Viridiplantae, Streptophyta, Magnoliopsida, Solanales, Solanaceae. The transcript has 6 exons. The record is from RefSeq and is a predicted model, not a curated record. Bases 105 to 827 code for a protein of 240 amino acids. Gene Ontology annotation, biological process: vesicle-mediated transport. Gene Ontology annotation, cellular component: membrane.
CACCCUCGCUCGUCUGCGAAAUCUUAUGCUCCAUUUUCAGUCGUGUACACUAAGUAAUCGCCAUUUUUCCAAUCUCAGGCAUCAAAUUGGAGUUGUGAUUGAAAAUGAAUCCAAAAGGUUUGAUUUAUAGUUUUGUUGCGAGAGGGACUGUUGUUCUAGCCGAGCAUACACCUUAUUCAGGGAACUUUAGUACCAUUGCUGUCCAGUGCUUGCAGAAGCUCCCUUCAAAUAGUAGCAAGUAUACAUACUCAUGCGAUGGUCACACCUUCAACUUCCUUUUAGAUAGUGGAUUUGUCUUCCUAGUUGUUGCUGAUGAACCAACAGGAAGAAGUGUACCGUUUGUGUUUCUUGAAAGGGUUAAGGAUGAUUUCAAGAAACGUUAUGGUUCAAGUAUAAAAAAUGAUGGCGAUCCACAUCCUCUUGCUGAUGAUAAUGAAGAAGAUGAUGAUCUAUUUGGGGAUCGUUUUAGCAUUGCGUACAAUCUUGACAGAGAAUUUGGGCCAAAACUUAAAGAGCACAUGGAGUACUGUAUGAACCAUCCUGAUGAAAUGAGCAAGCUCUCUAAAUUGAAGGCUCAAAUCACAGAGGUCAAAGGAAUAAUGAUGGACAAUAUUGAGAAGGUUUUGGAUCGGGGUGAAAAGAUUGAACUGCUAGUGGAUAAAACCGAGAACCUUCAGUUCCAGGCUGACAGCUUCCAGAGGCAAGGAAGGCAGCUUCGUCGCAAGAUGUGGUUUCAGAACCUUCAAAUGAAACUAAUGGUUGGAGGUGCUAUUGUUAUUUUCAUUAUCAUCAUUUGGCUUUUCGCUUGUGGAGGUUUCAAAUGUUGAAAAGGGAUUUCGACGUAAUCAUUUGGGAAUAGUACACUUUUAUCUCUCAUUUCUGUAGUGUACAAAACCUUUCUUGUAAAUGUGAGACAAUGCUGCGGAUGCUUUGUUUUGGUGACUUAAUACUAUGGUAAGGUACCUAUUAGUGUA